AUGCAACGGAGGCGAAAAACAACAAAAGAGGAGCGUGUCUGCUCUAUCUGCUCACAGCGAUUUGCCAAAGCAGAACAUCUCCAUCGCCAUGUCAGGUCGCAUACAAAGGAGAAGCCGUUCACAUGCCCUGUAUGCGACAAGAGGUUCACCAGGCAGGAUACGCUUCUGCGACAUUCCAGAUCACACCAAACUCCCCAACAUACGCUCACGGAGGAGACGUCACAGUCUCCAGGGACACAGGAUGGCGAUAGUAUCAUGAUGGAAACAAUUCACAUAUCUGAUACACAACAGGAGCCAGUCCUUCCAGCACCUCAACAUAACACUACAAACAGCAUCACCGCCUCAUCAUUAGAAAGUGGAAUUGAUGAACCGAUUACGACCGGAGAUACCUCCAUAGACAAUAUGUUCCUCAACGACGACUUAAUGGCCCUCGCGGAGCAACAAUACUCCUGGCUACCGCAAUGGGACGCCGAAAUCAAUCUCAGGACAGACUGGUUAGCAGAACUUACCAGAGAUCAGUCUAAUCAGAAUUGGCUGGCACCUCCCAUGCUGGAUUCAGUCACAGAAGCCAGGCCAUACUCUCCAGGGCUUAGUCAACCAGCUUCCAGUCAGAUACCUGCAGUUACUGAACCAACAUCAACAAGCAAACCCGAAAAUUGUACCAAUAGUAAAAAGUCGGUGCAGAGGAGAUGGCACACGAAUACGGAUCUUGUAUCCUCUGGAGAGGAUACUCCAGACGCCUCGAGUGAUGUUGAUCAAAUUGAUGAAGCGUGUCAUCGAACACUCGCGGAUAAGUUACGCCUGCCAAUCCAAGAUGGGCCCGUUCCGUCGAUAGCAUUUCUCAAUCUCGCCAUACAAGCAUACUUCUCAAACUUCCAGCCUAUCUUCCCCAUUAUACACGCGCAUUCAUUUCGUCCUCAUAGCGAGAGUGGCAUCUUGAUUCUCUCGAUAUGCUCAUGGGAUACAUAUCUGGCAAAUCCACGGCGAAGCAAUGCAAAUAUGUUCGGCAUUCAAGCGGCCGUCAUAGGGCAGAUGUUCGGUUUACUCAUGGGGCGACCAAAAUUUCUUGUUCAGGUCGACAUGUUUCACGGUACUUGCAUUGCAUGGACUCGAUAUCUCAAGCUAUCGCAAGCGCAAGCGCAAGAGCCAGAGCUGAAUCCUACUCAGCUUAAACACCUUGAUGGGCAGGAGUUGGAGGCGGCGUGGAGAAGAUGGGCAAAGGGAGAAGAGAGGAAACGCCUUAUGCUCGCACUUCUGUUACAGGACGCUGAGAUCGCUUCCUUGCUUCAUCACGAUCCAUUGGUACGAUACUCGGUUGAUUCGAUACCUGGGACAGCCUCUAAGGAAGCAUUUUGCGCACCUGACGCCAAAUCAUGGAAGACUGUCAUGAUAAACGAAGCAUCAUCGUCUUCCAUGCUUGAGAGACAUACAAGCCAAGAUGGUGCCACGCAGUCAAGCCUUCCUCUUGUUUCCAACGACUUUGAGCUGUUGGUCAUGCUACGAUGCAUUGGCGCUCUCCCUUUACUCCAGCAAAACCUGUCAGCAUUACAAAAUGGUACAAGUCAGUGUCAUGACGCUCUAAUCUCGUGGUACAAGCGAUACCGAGCUUGCAUUGCCUUUAAAAAGCAGGAACCUGGUUUAAUGAUGCUUUGGCACUCUAUGUUUAUGCUCUCCCGUAUGAAUCUUGAUAUUCUGGAAUGUUUCUGUGGACGUGAAGGUCCAGCAAUUUCUGAGACGUAUCGCGAAACAGUGAAAAGCUGGGCGAACUCUGAUAAUGGUAUGCUCUGUGCUAUUCAUGCUCUGCUUGUCAUCAAACAUUUUGAGCGUUUACCUAUUGGCUCAGAGCCUCCCAUUAAUUCUGGUCUUUGUCUGUACCGUUGUGGCAUUGCCUGGUACUGCUAUAUUACAUUGGCGGACAAGACAGCAUUACGCGCCCGUCAAGACCCGAGGAUUCCUGAACUACAGGUUGUCGGCAGUACUGGUGGGUUCUCUUUGCUUCAGAACGCUGCAUUGAAGGAUGUCAAGGUCGGGGCUAGUCUACUAUUCAGGAUCAUCCAUCUGUUACAGCGAGCCAGUCACUGGCAAUUAAGCCGUAAUCUGGCUUCAACACUACUUUCACUUGUAGAGGACGAGACGGAGGUUUUCUGA
Molecule: messenger RNA, 2148 nt
Organism: Fusarium tjaetaba
Lineage: Eukaryota; Fungi; Ascomycota; Sordariomycetes; Hypocreales; Nectriaceae
Product: early growth response
Exons: 7
Coding region: 1-2148 (715 amino acids)
Biological process (GO): regulation of transcription by RNA polymerase II
Cellular component (GO): chromatin
Molecular function (GO): DNA-binding transcription factor activity, RNA polymerase II-specific; RNA polymerase II cis-regulatory region sequence-specific DNA binding
Source: RefSeq, a predicted model, not a curated record